Molecule: messenger RNA, 2071 nt
Organism: Nematostella vectensis (starlet sea anemone)
Lineage: Eukaryota; Metazoa; Cnidaria; Anthozoa; Actiniaria; Edwardsiidae
Exons: 4
Coding region: 152-1561 (469 amino acids)
Molecular function (GO): 2-oxoglutarate-dependent dioxygenase activity
Source: RefSeq, a predicted model, not a curated record
GCUAACAAACAAGUAAAUUUUCAUGUUUAGUCGCUCGUGAAAAUAUUCCUCGCCAACUAUUUGCAUAAAGUUUUCGAAGUAAUUCGUGCUACAGCUCAGGUUGGAUUUGUUGGAGUUUAUAACCAGUAUAUGGUUGUGAAAAACAGCCGAAAUGUUGUGUUUUCGUAGUUUUGCACUUGUGUUGAUUGUUGCACAAACUUUGCCGUCUCCAUCUUCGCAAGCACUUGACGAACCGAGACUUUUGGACAACAUCGAGUUUCCACCGAUUUUCGUUCCUUCCAAGGAUCCUUUGGCUAGGGCAGGUCAUCUCAGGCCAUUUGGCUACCAAAAGCCACCAAACGGACCUGUGAUUGAGUAUGAUUACGUACUAAGACCGCAAGAGUUCUGGGAGAAACACGUUCACGAAAACUUGCCGUUAGUAUUCCGUCAUGGAGUCGCCGAGUCGCCUGCCAUCGCGAACUGGAAGGACGAAUACCUCAAGGAAAAAUACGGAGAUUUAGAUGUCCUUAUCGAAGGGAAAAGGGAGAAUAGAACGCAUGGUAAAACCCAGAGAAUGUUACUUGGCGAUUUUAUUGACAGAUACCGGAAAGACGACUUGUACGUUGUUACUGUUAUGCCAGACCCCAUGCUAGCAGAAGUGCAGGUCCCCCCUGCUAUCAUGUGUGGCACGUUUGCUAAAUUCCUACACGAGACUAAUCUGUGGAUUGGUUCUGGGGGGACACGCUCUGUUAUUCACUACGAUGCUGAUCACAACAUCCACUGCAUGAUGGCAGGGAGAAAAGACUUCAUCAUGAUUCAUCAGAAGUUCAAGCAGCAGCUAAAACUUGGGAAGUUUCCACAAUUUGGAUCUGGUUUCUCUAUGGUGAACCCUGAUGAAAUCAACCUGGAUUUGUACCCAAACAUAAGUGAUGUGGAAUGGACAUAUGCUACUAUCAAUGAUGGCGAUUGCAUCUUUCUACCAUCAGGCUACAUCCAUCAGGUUCGCUCGUACGGGCGCAGCAUCUCCGCAACCAUGCUCUUCACGGCUUCCGUUGACAACACCUUCGAGGCUGACGGGUGUGAGAACGAGACCUUUGAAUACAAACCACUGAGUGAGAUGCGAGUGCACUGGACAUAUAAGAAGGGAGACAAGGUCGUACCCAUGGGAUACCAGAACGUGGAAAACUUCCGCCAUAACAUAAUAAGACAAAUGGGCGAGGUGGGGGUCACUCAACUCACCGCUGAUCUUUUUCAACGUUUCAUCGAUGAAACAUUCGAGCUUGAGGAAGAUGACGAGAGAAAGUUGAAGCGUGACCCGGUAAAGUUGUUCGCCAAAUAUCUAGAUAAGGAGAAAAAGGGCUUUGUGACGGUUGAAGAUAUCAAGAACGUGCCAUUUGACAAUCUCAAAGCGAUCGCUCUUCGAUGCGAGCCUCCACAUGGACCCAUACACGGUGAGCUAAACGAACCAGACGUGCGGAGAGAUGACGCAGAGGAUGAAGAUGAGGUCGAAGAACCAUUGGAUCUCAGGGAAGACCACGAGAGAAAAGGAAGAGACACUAGUGAAUUUCACUAUGAACUGUGAACUGAUAGAAACAGGAAUGAAUUAAUGUCUAAGGCCUAGCUUGAACACCGUUUUUUAUGUAACGUCCUAAAUCAGGGCCGUAGCAGCCUCCAAAUAUUGGAGGGGCACAAUACAGAAACAUUAAGAAAAUAUUGGGGGGGGGGCACAUCCAUGCCCAUACUGGUCAUUUUCUUUUAUUUUUCCAUAAUAUUAGGGGACACGUUCCCCCAGUGCCCCACCCCCUGCUACGACCAUUUAAAUGUAAAUGCGUGAAAAUUAAGAUGAAACAAACGACUUCCUUUAUUUUCAUGCAUUAACAUUUGGAACGGUUCACGAAAACAAUGGCGUCUAAUAUACGUGAGUUCCAUUUUCUGGGCUAACAGGCUUUCAAAGGUUAAGUUCCUACUCUUUACCUAAUACGUAAUAGUUUCUAGUAUUUUGCAUUUUUAAGUUAACGUCACAAUAUAAAUUUAUAAAUUGUCCUAAAAAUAUUUAUCUUCCAAGAAAAUGAAUAAAAGAUAAGAAACUAAA